ACUCCAGCUGCUUCUUUGGUUUCCUCUCUUGGCUCUUUACUGUUCAACCAGAAUCAAUAUGCAUAUCCCUUACCUUGCCACAGCGCUGGCACUCACCGGCUUAGUUGCAGCCACGCCAAUCGAACCACGUCAAGCAGCUCAGCUCAACCCAGCCAUCCGGGCCAGAGGCCGAAGCUACGUCGGGACCUCCCUCACAAUCCGCAAUGAUGCCACGGAGCAGGGAAUCAUUAAGAGUACAGAAUUUGGGUCUAUCACGCCGGAGAAUGCGAUGAAGUGGGACGCUACGGAGCCGAGUCAGGGAGCAUUUACUUUUAGUAGUGCAGAUGCUGUUGCGAACUUUGCGACAGCAAAUAACAAAGAGCUUCGCUGCCAUACACUGGUCUGGUAUAGUCAGCUACCCAGCUGGGUCAGCCAGAUCAACAACAACGCAACGUUGAUUAGUGUCAUGCAAAACCACAUCACAACACUCGUUACCAGGUACAAGGGUAAAUGUACACACUGGGACGUUGUCAACGAAGCACUCAACGAGGACGGGACCUAUAGAAACGACGUAUUCCUAAGGGUCAUUGGCGAAGCCUACAUCCCCAUGGCCUUCAAAAUGGCCGCUGCUGCCGACCCAAACGCUAAACUCUACUACAACGACUACAAUCUCGAGGACGGAGGCGCCAAACACGCUGGCGCUAUGAAGAUUGUUAAGCUCGUUCAAUCCUAUGGCGUGAAAAUCAACGGCGUCGGUUUCCAAGCUCACUUGGCAUCCGAGUCGACGGCGAGUGCAGGACCGUUGCCCAGCCUCGCAGUUUUGACCAAGUCGCUCCAAGAUGUUGCUAAUCUAGGGGUCGACGUCGCGUAUACUGAACUGGAUAUCAGGUGCACUUUACCGGCUACCAGUGCCAAGUUGGCGGUUGCUGCGACUGCUUGGGCCAGGGUUGCGCAGUCAUGCCUCAAUGUCAAACAAUGCGUUGGUAUCACCCUCUGGGGCGUUUCGGACAAGUACUCUUGGAUUCCGGGCAUUUUCAAAACAGAAGGGUCUGCCCUUUUGUGGGACGCGAAUUUUGCGAAGAAGCCUGCUUACACCUCGUUUUUGAACGUGUUGAAUGGACAGUCUGUUACUUCAAAGUGAUAAAUUGACACCUACGGCAGCUUGAGUGGGGAAGUUGGAUGCUUGGCUUCAGUUUGGGGGUAGAUGAAGAGCACCACGUCGCACGCGCGGAAUUCUUCACUGUCAUUCAUUUUGUAGAGAUAUUUUGUGAAAAGCCUCCCUUGGAAAUACAUUAUUUGGUUCUG
Pyrenophora tritici-repentis Pt-1C-BFP is the source of this 1284-nucleotide messenger RNA. RefSeq names its product XynA, Beta-1,4-xylanase. The record is from RefSeq and is a predicted model, not a curated record. NCBI's taxonomy places the organism in Eukaryota, Fungi, Ascomycota, Dothideomycetes, Pleosporales, Pleosporaceae. Gene Ontology annotation, biological process: carbohydrate metabolic process. Gene Ontology annotation, molecular function: hydrolase activity, hydrolyzing O-glycosyl compounds.